CUGGCAUCCCCCGCCUAGGGGGUCUUUGCUCUGUUGUCACCUCCUGCUGGAAGCAGUUUCCUCACUCCACCCACUGUCCUCACCUCUCCUCCCUGCAGUCAUCCUAAGGCGCCUUACUGUGCCCCCGCAUCUCUCCUGUUAAACGUCUGCGUGGAGGGGGGCUCCCCUAGCCGACAGGACUUCCUCUCAAGAGUAGGGGUCCCGAGGCUCCCUCUCCUGGCGUCCCCUGCGGAGUAACUGAGUCCACGUAGUCCUCAGGCCCUGGCCUGUGACUGUCCCCUCCUCCUUUUUGUCCCUGUCGCCUCUGAUGGGAGAGUCACCGCCCACUCGCCCCCCAUUUUCACAGUGCUCCGCCUGUGGCUACCCUAGUCGCCCUCUUCCCCUGCCCUCUCCAAGGCAGGAGGGGCCGGGGCCCCAGAGGAAUGAGAGCCCCGGCCCAAAUGCCAGGCUGCGUGGCCCUGGAGCACUCAUCUCUCUGCCCUGAGCCUUACUUUCCUCCUCAGAUGGGAAGGAGGAUGGGAAGGAGGAGGCCAAUAGAACAGAACCGAGCACCUCCCGUCGCUGCGGGCCCUGGGGGUCAGGCAGAAAUGGUUUCAUCAGGUAGAAAUGGUUUCGGCCCCACUCCUGCUUGGCUGGCUGUGUGCCUGCUGGCCAGUGUCUUAGGCUCUUUGAGCCUCUCACCCAUCUGGGUGGAAUCAUGAUGCUGGGCUCCUAAGGCAGCAGGGUGGCAGUGAGGAUUAAGAACAGGCCUGGAGACCCAGUUGGUGACUGUAAAGUGGAGUGACAACAGCUCCUCCCUCGGGGAGGUGGAAUGUGAAUGAGAGGCCACUCACACCCAUGGCCUGGACCCUAGGCCCCUAGCUGCCCUGGCCUGGAUGGUCCCUGAGUUCACAGCCCCCAGAGGCAGGAAGUGGUGACAGGGCCGAGCCUGCACAGGUGCUGCAGACCCUGCCUUCCAUAACCUUGAGUCACCCAGGGCCUGCAGGUUGGAUUCAGCUUACAGCCUCUCCACUUGCCUUUGCCAUGUCCCUGUUGAGCUUGAAUUCCUCCACAACGGGGAGCUCACUACCCCUCUUGGGAAGCUCCUCAGCCACCCAAUAGCACAUGGCUCCACUGUGCAGAUCCACAGGCACAGAGAGCAGGAAGCGAGCCCCGCCUCCUUGGCCUUUUUCCCACUGUGUAGGGAGCAGGCCUGCCCCUGGGACUCAGGUUCCCACCCUUGGGGAGUGUGCAGUGUGACAGAGAAGGCGGGCAGUGGGACAGCUGUUCUGAGCCAGGAUGAUGGGAUCCGGGGCAGACGGCUCCGAGCUGCAUGGUGCACUCUUGGCACAGGGCAGUUCCUGGCCGUUUUGUUUGUUUUGCCUGUAUUGACUCGCUGCCCUCAGGUCAUUCCAUGACAGAACCAAUCCCGUCCUGAAGGGUACAUGUGUAUGGCGCUGCCCUGAGCAGAGACUGGCUCUGUCCAGGGUGAGGGAAGUCUGGUGCACACAAGAUGAGUGACAGGGUUCGGAUGGCAGCGGGGCGGCCCGAGGAGCUGUGGGAGGCCGUGGUGGGGGCCGCCGAGCGCUUCAGGGCCCGGACGGGCACAGAGCUGGUGCUGCUGACUGCCGCACCACCACCACCACCACGCCCAGGGCCCUGUGCCUAUGCAGCCCAUGGCCGUGGGGCCCUGGCCGAGGCUGCCCGCCGCUGCCUCCAUGACAUAGCUCAGGCUCACAGGGCUGCAGCCGCUGCUCGGCCACCCCGACCUCCACCAAUGCCACAGCCACCCAGCCCUCCUCCGAGCCCGCCCCGCCCAGCCUUGCCCAGGGAGGACGACGAAGAUGAGGACGAUGAGCCGACAGAGACAGAGACCUCCGGAGAACGGCUGGGCAACAGUGAUAAUGGAGGGCUCUUCAUGAUGGACGAGGACACCACUCUCCAGGAUCUGCCCCCCUUCUGCGAGUCAGACCCCGAGAGCACAGAUGAUGGCAGCCUGAGUGAGGAGGUCCCCGCCGGCCCCCCGAACUGUUCUGUGCCUGCUGCCUCUGCCCUGCCCACACAGCAGUACGCCAAGUCCCUGCCCGUGUCUGUGCCCGUCUGGGCCUUCAAGGAAAAGAGAACCGAGGCGCGGUCAUCAGAUGAGGAGAACGGACAGCCUUCCUCGCCCGACCUGGACCGCAUCGCAGCGAGCAUGCGCGCGCUGGUGCUGCGGGAGGCUGAGGACACCCAGGUCUUUGGGGACCUGCCGCGACCACGGCUCAACACCAGCGACUUCCAGAAGCUGAAGCGGAAAUACUGAGGCCUGGGGAGGCAGCGUCCCUGGCCGCUUCUGCAGGCCCCACACUACACCCCUGCCCCGCCCCUGAGGCCCGCCAAUCCGCGGGCCUGGCCGGGGCCCAGCCUGUCCCCUGCCCUUCUGCCCACGGCUCCUGUGCCAGAGAGCAAAAUGUGUCCAGUCCGUCGGUUGGGUCUGUCGACCUUUUCUCUGCCCAGCUACAGAUUCUUUGAAGGCCACCGAGUCACUCUGGACAGGAGCAUGGCUGGUUCUGAACCCAUCAAAGGUCAACUCCGUCGGUUUUGUGCCUAGCGACAGUCUUUGCUCGCUCGGCAUUGGCUCCAUCCUUGAAAGAGUACAGCCAAGCUCCAGGAUUGGGUAGUGGCCUCCACUUUAGCCUAGUGACUGGGCAGCUCUUUCAUUUGAUUGGCUUAAAUCCAGUCAAGGGGCUCUAUCAGUCUCCCCGGAGUUACCUCCGUCCUUUCUAAAUCCUGCUUCCUGAUUGGCUAUAGCCCUUUGGGGGUGUGGUCCAGUGCCCGCCCUUCCUAGGUCCUCCCUCCUGAUUGGCUGAAGCCUCGGGGCGUGGUCAAGCUCUCCAGUGCCCUGAAUCUAGCCGAGGCUUUCAGUUUGCUAGCUGUUGUUUUGUUUCAGUUUUUACACUACUGGGGCUGGACUCGGUUUUUUUGGCCGAGUCCUGACUAUUGUACCCCUGGCCUCCUCAGGGAUGGCUCAAUCCUGACCUUGAGUCCAGCGCCCCUCACUGGUUCCAUCCCAUAAGAGCCUACCAAUCCAAGCCCGUCCUUUUAUUCUGGACGGUACCAGCUCCCGCCCCUCCCUCCCACCCCCACAGGUGCCUUAAAGGUCCCUUGUCCACCCAAGGUGGGGGGCAGGGAGCCUCGCUCUCCGGCCCUGGUGUGGGGGAGAGAGUGGGAGGAUCGGGAGUUAGGAGUGGCGCUCUGAGAUUAAAAGAGUUUGAUAAAUGUGA
Cavia porcellus (domestic guinea pig) is the source of this 3242-nucleotide messenger RNA. RefSeq names its product AKT1 substrate 1 (gene Akt1s1). Gene Ontology annotation, cellular component: cytoplasm. The transcript has 5 exons. Gene Ontology annotation, biological process: negative regulation of TOR signaling; neurotrophin TRK receptor signaling pathway; negative regulation of protein kinase activity. The coding region runs from base 1493 to 2281 and encodes 262 amino acids. Lineage: Eukaryota; Metazoa; Chordata; Mammalia; Rodentia; Caviidae. The record is from RefSeq and is a predicted model, not a curated record.